Molecule: messenger RNA, 2998 nt
Organism: Amaranthus tricolor (Joseph's coat)
Lineage: Eukaryota; Viridiplantae; Streptophyta; Magnoliopsida; Caryophyllales; Amaranthaceae
Product: replication protein A 70 kDa DNA-binding subunit A
Exons: 2
Coding region: 226-2802 (858 amino acids)
Biological process (GO): telomere maintenance via telomerase; nucleotide-excision repair; double-strand break repair via homologous recombination
Cellular component (GO): nucleus; DNA replication factor A complex
Molecular function (GO): single-stranded telomeric DNA binding; zinc ion binding; damaged DNA binding
Source: RefSeq, a predicted model, not a curated record
GCUGUGGGUUCCAGCUUUCUCCUUCAAAUCUUAAAAAAUCCUUAUUUUCCGCAAAUACCCAAAUAGUCCCAAUAUUCACUUUGGCGCUCAAAUCCUACUUAUUAUGGCGCCUCUACUUCACAUCCCCAAUUAUUAGGGUUUCUUUUCUUUUCUGUACACCUUCAGAAAAUCCUAAAUUUUCCUUCUUUUUCAAUUAUAAUCCCCAAUUUUCGUGUUUUAUUUUCGAUGGCGGUUACUCUAACGGAAGGGGCAAUUGAAAGGAUGUGUAAUGGCGACCAUGAUUUGAAACCAGUUCUUCAAGUUGCAGACAUUCGUCUUGUCAAUACUCAAAACCCUAGCAAUGCUACUGAAAGAUAUCGGCUUUUAUUGUCUGAUGGUGUGCAUUUGCAACAAGGAAUGCUUGCAACUCAGCGAAAUGAACUAGUUAAAUCUGGUUUGUUGAAAAAGGGUUCUAUUGUUCAGUUGAUUCAAUCCGUUUGUAAUGUCAUUCAAGGCCGAACGAUCAUAAUUAUCAUUGAACUUGAAGUGGUACAAGAGACUUGUCCCACAAUAGGAGAACCAAUGCAAUAUGUGAAUGGCGCUGCUAGAGCUACUGCUCAAAUGCCUUCCUCUGCAGCUCAAACUGGGGUGAUUCCUGGGAAUGCUCAACAAUCAAAUAUUCAUCCACCAGUCUCUGGUUCCACCCCUAGACCUGAUGGCCCUGGGGUUUUACAGCAGCUGAAGCUGGAACGUGGUGCUCAAAUGCAAUCUUAUGGUGGUUCUGCUGCUAACAAUCCAAUUCCAGGACAUUAUUCAACAAAUAGUGGAUCUCCUAUGCACCCUAAACCAGUGAUGGCCAAUGAUAAUUCUGUUAACUCUGUAGCUGCUCGUCCAUACGGAUCAUUCCAUAAUGCCAAAACCGAUUUCUCAAGCGCUCCUUCCAAUGCUUAUGCAAGGCAUCAGCAACCUGCAUUUCAGCAACCAGCUUCAAUGUACAUGAAUAGGGGUCCUGUCACUAAGAAUGAAGCCCCUCCUAGGAUAAUUCCAAUUGCUGCCCUAAAUCCCUACCAAGGUCGAUGGACAAUCAAGGCAAGGGUAACAGCAAAGGGUGACCUUCGGCACUAUAAUAAUCCUCGUGGGGAGGGGAAAGUAUUUAACUUUGAUCUUUUAGACUCUGAUGGUGGAGAAAUUCGAGUCACCUGUUUUAAUGCUGUGGCUGAUCAGUUCUACACCCUGAUUGAGGUUGGUAAGGUAUACAUGAUUUCGAAAGGGAGCUUGAAACCUGCUCAGAAGAAUUUCAAUCAUCUUGCUAAUGAUCAUGAGAUCCUUUUGGAUACCACCUCUAUAGUUCAACCUUGUUUUGAAGACGAUAGUAUAAUUCCUAAACAGCAAUUUCAUUUCCGACCUAUCAGUGACAUUGAGAAUAUUGAGAACAAUGGUAUCGUGGAUGUGAUUGGUGUGGUAUCAUCAAUUUCUCCAACAUCCUCAAUCAUGAGGAAAAAUGGAACCGAAACUCAGAAAAGGAAUCUUCAGUUGAAGGAUAUGUCUGGCAGAAGUGUUGAAGUGACAUUGUGGGGAAGUUUUUGUAAUUCAGAAGGACAGACCUUGCAAAAUAUGUGUGAUAAUGGAAAUUUUCCUGUUUUAGCUCUCAAGUCAGCAAGAGUUUAUGAGUUCAAUGGGAAGGGUGUGGGAACUCUUUCGACUAGUCAGUUAUUUAUAGAACCUGAUUUUCCAGAGGCUCAGAGGCUUAAGGAAUGGUUUGAUCGGGAUGGAAAGAACCUUCCAUCAGUUUCCAUAUCAAGAGAGACGACAAGUUUGGGUGCUAGGGGUGAUGUACGUAAGACUAUAUCACAGAUAAAGGAUGAGAAGUUGGGGACCUCUGAAAAGCCCGAUUAUAUUGCCGUUUGUGGCACCAUAUCAUUUAUAAAGAUGGACAACUUCUGUUAUGCAGCAUGCCCCGUCAAGAACGCUGAACGUCAAUGCAACAAAAAGGUUACAAAUAAUGGAGAUGGAACAUGGUGGUGUGAUAAAUGUGAUCAGACUGUUAAUGAAUGUGAUUAUAGGUAUAUUCUUCAGUUGCAGAUACAGGAUCAUACUGCCACCACCUGGGCAACAGGGUUCCAAGAAGUUGGGGAAGAAAUUAUGGGCAUUCCCGCCAAAGAUUUGUAUUAUUUGAAAAAUGAGGCACAAGAUGAUAACAAAGUUACAGAAAUCGCUAGAGCAGCUGUUUUCACGAAAUACAUAUUCAAGUUGAAAGUCAAGGAAGAGACUUUCAGUGACGAACAAAGAGUCAAGUCAACCAUCAUGAAAGCUGAGAAGGUGAAUUUUGUUGCAGAAUCCAGGCAUCUUCUGGAAUUAAUGAGCAAAAUGAAAGUCGACGAUUCUGGUCUGGCACAAGCAAAUAGAUCUGGGAUGGGUCAUGUUGGAAUCAGCCAGCCGAUGGUUUCAGGCCUAAGUUAUGGAACAAAUACCGGACAUUCUGGUCGAGAAACGGGCAUGCAUAUCAACAACACAAGCCAGUUGGGGAAUCAGUAUAGUGGUGGGUAUGUUAGUGCUUCUUCUGGGGUGCCAAUGACCUGUAGUAACUGUGGGGGUAUUGGCCAUAAUUCAUCAAAUUGUCCAAGUGUUCUCAGCAAUCCAGGAGGCAUUAUGAAUCAAAUACCCAGCAGUAACAAUGGUGCACAGUGCUUCAAAUGUCAAAAAGUCGGGCAUUUUGCAAGGGAUUGCCCUGGAUUAAAUGCUGUCCCUCCAGCUUAUGAUGCUGGUAAUGUCGGUCCUGAUAGAUACGGUGGCGUCCAAAGACAAUAUGUUGGAGGUUUCUAAUUUUGAUGAUCUGGGGCUAGUAUGUACAGAUUACAGAAGCUUUGGAGAUUUCUGAUUUUGGGAAAAUCUGGCAGUAGUUUGUAUCGAAAAUUGAAGUUCUCCUUAAUCCUUAUGGUGUAUUGGUUGACAUAUUUUCGGCUUUGUACAGCAGUCUGCUGAAUGCUGUUAUUAUAUCUAAUAAACUGUUAAUUUGUCA